UGUCUGAAGCCGAUGGGCAGCAAAGCAUUGGAGCACUUCAUUUUGAUUGCUAGAGAGAGAGAGAGAGACCCAAAGAGUCUUCCGUCCGCGUGGGGGAAAAAACUCACCCUCCAGAUCUGCAGUCAAGUUUGCCACGCCGCUUCCGUGCUGCCUUGAACGGCUGGAGGCCUCAGCAAAAAAGAGAGACGCCCGUUUUUAUCCUCAAAAUAUCUGUCUACCUCCCACUUUUCUUUGGUGUCUCGAAACCUUUCUUAAAGCCUCAAUUCACUUUUGUAUCUUCUUAGGACUUUUCUGGAGCCCUCCUCAAACCGAGCGCGCUGUGGGGUUAGAAUCGUUAGAUGAUACGAUGCCGGGGUGGGUGGGGGGAUGUUUGCGGACGGGUUCAGCAGGGGCACCUCCCCACCACCACCUGUGUUAAAUCUGUGCAUGCCAGUUAUGUGCCUGAACACCGAGAGCAUCCAGGCACUCCACUGUACAACAGUCUUUCUUUAAAACAAAAACACAAAACAUGGCUAAUAUUGAGAGGCCUAAUUUCAAUAGGAGGGGGGCAGGUUUCUCAGUAAGGUUUAAAGGCCCGCUUUUGGAUGUCAGGCAUGGGCAAGUCUGGGAAAGUCCGGAGAGGAUGUUGGGAAUCCUGACCCCCACCACAAGGAGGGGUGGGGCAAUUGACCAUGGUCAUGUGUUGAUGGUGGUGGUGGGGGCUCUUUAAUUGCGGACCUAUGUCCUUGCACCGGUAGGGUGUCACCAGAUUGUUGUAAAGCAAGAGGCAUUGCACCCUUGACGUGAAUACCUAGUAUGUGUGCAUGCCAAUUUCGGUUGCUUGGAGCAAGAGGCAUGCUGUACGGAAUCGACAAGUUAGGAGAGAAAUAAAGGUGCUCCUGGAGUCAUGUAAUUUGGGAGGCGUGCCUCUUCCUACUCUUCUUGCUAUACAGGCCCCUUAACUUGUUAAAAGCCUGUUGCUACGUGAAACAUCAGAACCCUACAAAUUGAACGUGGAGUUACGUGAAGCAAUUCAAGCAGCGAAAACGACACAGGUUUACGUCUUUGGUUUCUUUAAGCAAUAACAGUUAAUUUCGAUUCUUUUUUUUCCUUUCCCCGUCUUCCUCCUUCUUCCCAAAGGGAAAUUUGGACUUGACUCUUCCCUUCUGCAGAUUGGCAUGCACAGAGAGUAACCCAUUUGUAGUUGGUUAAAGGAGUUUGGCACAUAUCUUAACAAUGUCCACAUGUAAAGGAUUAGAAGAGUUAAACCACUUAUCUAAAAAUACACAUUUGACACCCUGAGUUUUGUCCGCAGAUCACAAGGACGCUAGCCAGAGAGUGUGACAGGUCCUGUUUUUGUGUUAAGAACGGUGUCGAUCCGUGGAAAGUCGCCCUAAAUGCAUGAAGCAGAGACCUCUGCCUGAUUCACUUCCUAGGUAAGGGUGUUCGGGAUAACAGGCUGCCUGUGACGUCAUGUACCACUUGGUAUAAGUAGAGCUGGCUCUUUCUGUCCUGUCAAAACGAAACUGAAUUUUCCCAUGGGGAGAGAAUGGGGUGGCCAGGAUUGACCGGUAACCAGUAUCCCUCUCCAGGUGACUCUCAAAUGCAGUCCUGGAGGUUUGAAUGGCUCUAUAUUGGGAAAUAUGUGGGAAGGGGAGAAAAGUCUCUACAUGUAACAUUCAGCCAGAGUUAGCAGCUCUAGAAAAGAAAGCAAAAUAUUUUGCAUUUCAGCUGCACCCUUGGCAUUUCCUGCGGGCUCACUGCCAACGACUGCCGCAAACUGCACCGUUUGCCUUAUCCUAAAUUUAAAAGUGAUCAGCUCCUGAUUGCAAUCCAUCUCAUUCGAAAUCAACAGUUCUGGCGUUCCUUGUGUCCUCCCGACGAUUCGUUCGCAGCAAAAUCCUUUGAUCGGAUUGUCUCUGGCCGUUACUGGGUUGCUUCUGUAUUGUUGCAACUAAUCAGAAUCGGUCCUUGUCGUCAAUUAUAAACUCCACCUUGCUCCUGUGACUCUGCUGGAGAUGCCAUGUGUGCAGAGAGCCUAGGAAGGGCUUCGCCGGAAACUUCCAAGGAUGUUUCUGGCACAACACUCCAGACACAGCACAAUAAUGCUUUCUCUGCCUGGAGACGCUGCCUGGGGUUUAAUUCAGGCCCACCUCCUGCAAAUCAGGGACUCAGCCAUGAAGCCCUAGGAACGUAGGGAACUGCUCUAUACCGAGUCAGACCACUGGUUUACCCAGCUCAGUGCUGCCUACACUGGCUGGCAGCGGCUCCUCUAAAGUUUCAGGCAGGCGUCUUUCCCAGCCCUACUUGGAGACGCUGCCAGGGAGUGAACCGGGGGUCUUCUGCCUGCAAAGAUGCAGGUGCUCUGAGCUACAGUCCCAUCUUCCAGGGGAAUUAGGCUGCAUACAGAAGAGAGGCUCAUGUGGGGUGUUUGCCCCCUGUUCUCUUCCCAGGGACAGACAGACCUGGCUCCAAAUCCUUGCCCCAGUUUCUGUUCUUCCGGCGGGCUGUCAGAUUUCUGCUUUUGUCUUGACUUCCAAGUGCCUGCCUGGUGAUCUAUCGAAUAAAAUGGUGCUUUCUUUUCCUUCUAAAGUCCUUUGAACUUUAAUUUACAAAUCUGCUCUGAGAAGGGGGAGGUGGCUUCCUGGCCGACGCAAGGCUCAGCUUGUCGGCCCUGUGAAAGCCCAGAUUCUGUCGCGACCCAGAAAGAACCACUUCCCCUGAGCAUGAUCCCGGGGGAGAAGAUGCUUCUGUGUGCCUAAACUGGGAUGCUGCACCAAAGGCCCCCUGAUUGAUAAGUGGCUGUUUGGGAGAUAAGCUGAAAGUCUGACUGUGCAAAUAGAGAUUCCUCCGUGCUUCUCUGGAUUCUUGCCAUGGUCUAAAUGUGCUGCAGCCACCUCAAGGCCAUGGUGUAAACGGGACCAAGAGCAUUGCUGCUAUUAGUAGAAUAGACCUGAUCAUUACGGCUUAAAUAUGAGGCCUGGUCAGAAGUGCUUGGCCCGUGGGAGUUAAACAUUCCCUGGCAAAAGUCAGCCCACGCCAAGAGUUGAACGCUGCUUCGAUGGCUUGCGUCCUAAACUGUGUCUGGAAAUGCUCUCUGCCUGUUCUGUUAGAGUUCUUUAUCCAGAGACCAACCUCUCGCAGACUGAGUGAGCAGUCACUAAAGUGACUUUCUAGAAUGACUUCCUGUCAGGCUGUACAAGAAGCUGCCGUCCGAAGGGUUGCUGUCUUUGGAGGAACUCACGGCAAUGAGUUGUCGGGGGUAUUUCUGGUCAAAUACUGGCAGGAAGAUGGAACUGAGAUUCAAAGACCAGGGCUGGAGGCGAGGCCUUUCCUUGCGAAUCCAAGAGCCGUGGAGAAAUGUUGCCGGUAUAUCGACUGUGACCUGAAUCGCGUGUUUGAUGCUGCAAGUCUGGGCAAGGAAGGUAGUGAAGAAACCCCUUAUGAAGUGAGAAGGGCGCAAGAAAUAAACCGAAUCUUUGGUCCAAAAGGUGGCCCCGAAGCCUAUGAUCUUAUUUUUGACCUUCACAACACGACAGCUAAUAUGGGCGGCACCCUCAUACUUGAAAACUCCAGGGAUGACUUCAUCAUCCAGAUGUGUCAUUAUAUUAAGGCGGCUUUGGCCCCAGAGAGCUGUCCUGUCUUCCUCAUUGAGCAUCCUGACCUGAAAUACGCAACCAGCCGGUCUGUUUCGAAACAUCCAGUGGGUGUGGAAGUCGGCCCUCAACCCCAGGGAGUCCUUAGAGCUGACAUUUUGGACAGAAUGAGGAAGAUCAUCAAACACGGCCUUGACUUCGUCCACCUUUUUAAUACAGGAAAAGGUUUCCCACCCUGUACCAUUGAGGCUUACAAAAUAAUGGAGAAAGUUGAUUACCCCAGAAACAAAAAUAAUGAGAUUACGGCUGUUGUCCACCCUAAUCUGCAGGAUAAGGACUGGCAACCCCUCAGACCUGGCGACCCCAUGUUUUUGACUCUAGAAGGGAAGACAAUUCUGUAUGAAGGGGACCACACAGUGUAUCCAACCUUUGUUAAUGAGGCUGCUUAUUAUGAGAAGAAUCAAGCUUUCAUCAAAACGGUAAAAGAAACAUUAAGUGCAGAAGGCAUCCGAGUCUGUGUCUCUCAGAGCUGAAAGAUUUCUUCUCAAUUAACUGUUAAUGAAAGGGCCGAAUCUGCUGUGUCUCGGCCCUUUCAAAUUCUCUCUCUGGCCUCUGUAAGUCAGAAUGGACAGAGCACACAAUCCAGAACUCCUUUUUAAUUGCAAGGAAUAUUGAGUAUUAAGGAAUAUACUCUUAAGCACUCUUAAGCACCAUCCACCCUUCCACCCACCCAUCCACCCUUCGAACCUUUGUACCUUUGUCCCAUUGUCCCUUUGUACAGUUGACCCAUUGUACUAUCCACCCUUCAAUCCAUCCACCUAUCCACCCUUUGACCCUUCCACCCUUCCACCCAUUGUACCUUUGUCUCGUUGUACCUUUGACUCUUUGUACCUUUGUCCCAUCCACCCAUUGCCCCUUUGUCUCUUUGUAUCUUUGUCACUUUGUAUCUUUGUAACUUUGACUCUUUGUAUCUUUGUCACUUUGUACCUUUGACUCUUUGUACCUUUGUCUCUUUGUACCUUUGUCCCAUCCACCCAUUGCAUCUUUGUCUCUUUGUAACUUUGACUCUUUGUACCUUUGUCCCAUCCACCCAUUGACCCAUUGCAUCUUUGUCUCUUUGUACCUUUGUCCCAUUGCCCCUUUGUCUCUUUGUAACUUUGACUCUUUGUAUCUUUGUACCUUUGUCCCAUCCACCCAUUGCAUCUUUGUCUCUUUAUAACUUUGUCUCUUUGUACCUUUGACUCUUUGUAACUUUGUCACUUUGUAUUUUUGUCUCUUUGUAACUUUGUCACUUUGACUCUUUGUACCUUUGUCCCAUCCACCCUUCCACCCAUUGACCCAUUGCAUCUUUGACUCUUUGUCUCUUUGUAACUUUGUCUCUUUGUAACUUUGACUCUUUGUACCUUUGACUCUCUAUAACUUUGUCUCUUUGUACCUUUGUCCCAUCCACCCUUUGUCUCUUUGUAACUUUGUCUCUUUGUACCUUUGUCCCAUCCACCCAUUGCAUCUUUGUCUCUUUGUACCUUUGUACCUUUGUCCCAUCCACCCAUUGCAUCUUUGUCUCUUUAUAACUUUGUCUCUUUGUACCUUUGACUCUUUGUAACUUUGUCACUUUGUAUUUUUGUCUCUUUGUAACUUUGUCUCUUUGACUCUUUGUACCUUUGUCCCAUCCACCCUUCCACCCAUUGACCCAUUGCAUCUUUGACUCUUUGUCUCUUUGUAACUUUGUCUCUUUGUAACUUUGUCCCAUCCACCCUUUGUCUCUUUGUAACUUUGUCUCUUUGUACCUUUGUCCCAUCCACCCAUUGCAUCUUUGUCUCUUUGUACCUUUGUACCUUUGUCCCAUCCACCCAUUGCAUCUUUGUCUCUUUAUAACUUUGUCACUUUGUAUCUUUGUAACUUUGUCUCUUCGUACCUUUGACUCUCUAUAACUUUGUCUCUUUGUAACUUUGUCCCAUCUACCCAUUGCAUCUUUGACUCUUUGUCACUUUGUAUCUUUGUAUCUUUGUAUUUUUGUCUCUUUGUAACUUUGUCACUUUGUAUUUUUGUCACUUUGUAACAUUGCCCCAUUGUAUCUUUGACACUUUGUACCAUUGCCCCAUUGCCCCAUUGCCCCUUUGUAACAUUGCCCCUUUGUAUCUUUGUAACAGUGCCCCAUUGCCCCUUUGUAUCUUUGUAACAUUGCCCCAUUGCCCCAUUGUAACAGUGCCCCAUUGCCCCUUUGUAUCUUUGUAACAGUGCCCCAUUGCCCCUUUGUAUCUUUGUAACAGUGCCCCAUUGCCCCAUUGCCCCUUUGUAUCUUUGUAACAGUGCCCCAUUGCCCCAUUGCCCCUUUGUAUCUUUGUAACAGUGCCCCAUUGCCCCUUUGUAUCUUUGUAACAGUGCCCCAUUGCCCCUUUGUAUCUUUGUAACAUUGCCCCAUUGCCCCCUUGUAUCUUUGUAACAUUGCCCCAUUGUAUCUUUGAUACUUUGUAACAUUGCCCCCUUGUAACAUUGCCACUUUGUAUAUUUGUCACUUUGUAUUUUUGUCUCUUUGUAACUUUGUCCCAUCCACCCAUUGCCCCUUUGUCUCUCUGUAUUUUUGUCUCUUUGUCACUUUGUAUUUUUGUAACUUUGUCACUUUGUAACAGUGCCCCUUUGUAUCUUUGUAACAUUGCCCCUUUGUAUCUUUGUAACAUUGCCCCUUUGACUCUUUGUAACUUUGUCCCAUCCACCCUUCCACCCAUUGACCCAUUGCAUCUUUGUCUCUUUGUACCUAUGUCCCAUCCACCCUUCGACCCAUUGUACUAUCCACCGCUCCCAGGAGGGUUGACCUGACCACUUCCCCUUUCCACAGCACCACCAAAGGAGCCUGAUUCCUCCUCUUGCUAUGAGAAGAAUCAAGCUUUCAUCAUAACGGUAAAAGAAACAUUAAGUGCGGAAGGCAUCCGAGUCUGUGUCUCUCAGAGCUGAAAGAUUUCUUCUCAAUUAACUGUUAAUGAAAGGGCCAAAUCUGCUGUGUCUCGGCCCUUUCAAAUUCUCUCUCUAGCCACUGUAAGUCAGAAUGGCCAGAACACACAAUCCAGAACUUCUUUUGAAUUGCAAGGAAUAUUGAUUAAGCACUCUUAAGCACUUGAAGACAGUGUGCACUGUCAAAAUUGCAAGUGUUAUUAGAGGAGUGUGUUUUCUACAAAGAUUAAAUGCAAAAACUAUAUCUUAAUUUUUUUUAAUGACAAGGCAAUACGUUUUGUAUUUAAGUAGUUCCAUACUAAACAUCUGAAAAGUGAGAUAUUUUGUUGUCAUUCCUGAAAAGGGAGAAAGAGUGAAUUAAACCUCUUACCAUGUU
Molecule: messenger RNA, 6900 nt
Organism: Hemicordylus capensis (graceful crag lizard)
Lineage: Eukaryota; Metazoa; Chordata; Lepidosauria; Squamata; Cordylidae
Gene: ASPA
Product: aspartoacylase
Exons: 10
Coding region: 3158-4108 (316 amino acids)
Molecular function (GO): hydrolase activity, acting on carbon-nitrogen (but not peptide) bonds, in linear amides; hydrolase activity, acting on ester bonds
Source: RefSeq, a predicted model, not a curated record